UGUGGGGAGGGCAGGGUCCAGCCCCGGCCGCCUCCAGGGGCUCGGGGGCCGCAGCAGCGAUUGCAGUGCAACAGGGAGCACGUUUUGCUGCCGGUUGUGCACCGGCGCCAGGCGCUGGCUGCGGGCAGGGGGGGAUGCUACAGCCAUGACAGCGCUGCCGGGUGCUCCCGGCGGCUCCGUGCAUCCCACCCCCAUCCCGGCCCGCUCCGGAGCCGGGGCCGGCUCGCUGGGGACCGCGGUGCCCGGGGCCGUGUCCCGGGAGGACGGUGCGCGGUGUCGCUGAUCCCUGCCAGUGGCUGACCAUGUUCAACGGGGAUGCGGCCGCCGGCGUGGGCAGGAGCGUGGUGCGCAGCUCCAGCAUCAGCGGCGAGAUGUACAGCGCCGAGAAGAGCGCGCGCGGCAGCGCCGACGCCGGCACCGCCGGCACCACCAGCAAGAAGCGGCGCUCCAGCCUCGGCGCCAAGAUGGUGGCCAUCGUGGGGCUGUCCCAGUGGAGCAAGAGCACGCUGCAGCUGAACCAGACCGAGGGUGGUCCCAAAAAGCUGCGCAGCAACAUCCGGAGGAGCACGGAGACCGGCAUUGCGGUGGAGAUGAGGACCAGGAUCACCCGGCAGGGCAGCCGGGAGUCCACCGACGGCAGCACCAACAGCAACAGCUCCGACGGCACGUUCAUCUUCCCCACGACCCGGCUGGGUGCCGAGAGCCAGUUCAGUGACUUCCUGGAUGGGCUGGGGCCGGGCCAGCUGGUGGGACGGCAGACACUGGCCACGCCACCCAUGGGCGAUGUCCACGUUGGCAUGGCUGACCGCAACGGGCAGCUGGAGGUGGAGGUGAUCCAGGCAAGGGGACUUAUCCCGAAGAUGGGCUCCAAGUCCAUCCCUGCCACCUACGUCAAGGUUUACCUGCUGGAGAACGGCAUCUGCCUGGCCAAGAAGAAGACCAAGGUGGUGAAGAAGACCUGCGACCCCUCGUACCAGCAGCCUCUGCUCUUUGAGGAGAGCCCCCAGGGCAAAGUCCUGCAGGUGAUCGUCUGGGGAGAUUAUGGGCGCAUGGACCACAAGUGCUUCAUGGGGAUGGCGCAGAUCAUCCUGGAGGAGCUGGAUCUCUCCAGCGCGGUCGCGGGCUGGUACAAACUCUUCCCCACCUCCUCGCUGGCCGACCCCAGCAUCGGUCCCCUGACGCGCCGCCUCUCCCAGUCCUCCCUGGAGAGCUCCACCAGCCCCUCCUGCCCAUAGGGGCCGGUUGGUGGGGGAGGCUGGGCGGGGAAGGGAGCCCCUGCCCCAGCAGAACUGUCACUGGAUGCUGUAAAUAUCCUGGUCCUCCCGCACCCUUUUUCUUUCUCUCUUUUCCACCCUCCCUCCCUGCUCUCCACACGCUCCUCCCUGAGCACAUCCCGGGAUGUUGGAGAUGGCCGAGGGCCGAGCGCUUUGAGGCAGGGGGAAGGAGAAGCAAACCCCCCCCUCCAUGAUGCAGACCAAGGGCUGCGGCUGCUGCCCCAUCCCAGGACUGUUCCUGCACCUCCUCCCGUUGGGCAGGACUCAGAGCGAUGUGGUUCUGUCCUGCCCACCCGGCGGGAGCAUCUCGGGCCGCUCCAUCCAGCACUGCUGGAGCAGUGCAGUGAUGGGGUUUCUUUUCCCUGGAUUCCAUUCCCUGCCUCGGAGGCAAAGCUCUUCAAAGAGGAAAACAAGCACUCAGAAAGAAAUCCAACUCAGCACUACUUUUGUUUUCCAAGGAAUGUAGCAUCUUCUAUUAUGUAGCUUGCCACGUGCUGACACACACUCACUUCUCUG
This is a messenger RNA of Pezoporus occidentalis (night parrot), 1790 nucleotides long. It is a transcript of the gene RIMS3, whose product is annotated as regulating synaptic membrane exocytosis 3. Gene Ontology annotation, cellular component: cytoskeleton of presynaptic active zone; presynaptic membrane. The record is from RefSeq and is a predicted model, not a curated record. Lineage: Eukaryota; Metazoa; Chordata; Aves; Psittaciformes; Psittacidae. The coding region runs from base 303 to 1235 and encodes 310 amino acids. Gene Ontology annotation, molecular function: transmembrane transporter binding; small GTPase binding. The transcript is spliced from 7 exons. Gene Ontology annotation, biological process: positive regulation of synaptic transmission; regulation of membrane potential; regulation of synaptic plasticity.